This is a messenger RNA of Chrysoperla carnea, 1611 nucleotides long. Its product is annotated as transcription factor Sp9-like. The record is from RefSeq and is a predicted model, not a curated record. The coding region runs from base 125 to 1369 and encodes 414 amino acids. The transcript is spliced from 2 exons. Gene Ontology annotation, biological process: regulation of transcription by RNA polymerase II. Gene Ontology annotation, molecular function: RNA polymerase II cis-regulatory region sequence-specific DNA binding; DNA-binding transcription factor activity, RNA polymerase II-specific. NCBI's taxonomy places the organism in Eukaryota, Metazoa, Arthropoda, Insecta, Neuroptera, Chrysopidae.
ACGAUUUAUUUUAAAUCUUUUUAAUUCCUUUUUUUUGUUCAAUCUGUGAAUUCAACGUAAUUUAUUUGAAUUUUUAUUUCGUUAUUUUUUCGAACUUUUUUGGACUUUUAUUAAUGCUAGAAAAAUGACUUCGUUAGUGCCACAAUACUAUGGUCAUCAAUAUAAUACGCAGUCACAUCAUCAGAUGCCAUCGUUAAAUUUUCUGGCAGCGACUGCACCAUGUAAUCGAAUGUUUCAACCAACACCACAAUCGCAUCAAAAUAUGAUAACAACAAUACCAACUGCGUCACAAUCAUUACCAUCAUCUGGAACAGUUUCACCAGCGACCACGAUAAGCUCAUGUAGCAGUGACACAAAUACACCAAGUAGCAUGUUUGCUACGUACCAUCAAACUCCAGUGACGCCACAAGAUUUUCCACGUUCCCCCUUAGAAUAUUCGCCACAUUAUCAGUACCAUAGUUAUCACCAUACUGGCUAUUCACCACAGUCAUAUUGGUUCCAACAUUCACCGACAGCUGGAACUGAGGUACCAAACACACCUAGUUUUCAACAUACGCCACAACAGCAUACUACAAAUACAGCGCAAACAUUCCAUCACCACCAUCAACAAACAACUCCAUCAACGCCUGUCUGUAAUCCUAUGCAAUCCUCAACCUCCUUACCCAUGACCCCACCAACAUAUCACCAUCCUACCUCGGUUGUACCACGCCAAACUUCCAUGUUACCAUCAUGGCAACAACAUUUGGAUAGUGUGAUAAAAAUUGAAAACUUCAUGAAUGGUCGUCGAGUGAAAAAAUGUGUUUGUCCAAAUUGUAUUAAUGACCCAACCGCUGGUAUUCGUGGCAAAGGUAAAAAACAACAUAUUUGUCAUUUUCCUGGAUGUGGAAAAUUGUAUGGAAAAACUUCACACUUACAAGCGCAUUUACGUUCACAUACCGGUGAACGACCAUUUUGUUGUAAUUGGAUCUUUUGUGGGAAACGAUUUACACGAUCCGAUGAAUUACAACGACAUUUACGUACUCAUACCGGAGAGAAACGAUUUUCGUGUAAAAUAUGUGCAAAACGAUUUAUGCGUUCUGAUCAUUUAGCCAAACAUGUUAAGACGCAUUCAAAUCCAAAAAAAGUUAAGAAACUGGUGGCCGCUGAUUCAACCACACCUCAAAUUACAUCAUCAUCGACGACGACGCAGCAACAAAUUUCGUCACAUAAUGUGAUGAAUUCACCAUCGAUGGGUAUUACCGCACCUGUGAGUUGUUUGAGUGGUGAAAGUAAUUCACAAUAUUUAAGAUCAGAUAAUUCGUCCAUAAAUCAUCAAACACAAUUUUUAUGGGGACAUUGUGCGACAACCCCACUAACAGCCAUGAUGUAACUAAUUCACUAAAAUAAUUCAACCCAACUUCUUUCUUACUAUUUAUUAUUUAUUUUUACUUCCAUUCGCUUAAUUUCUGUUGUUGUUUUAACGAAUUAUUACGAAUAAAACCGAUUCUUUCUAUAUAAUAUUAGCUAUUUCCAUAUUGGGAUUCUUUCAAGAAUUGAUAUAUUUAUCAGAGGGGAGGGUAGCUGGGUUAAUCCUUCAGACGAGUCGUCUUUCGUACCUCGUCAUUAUUAAUC